Messenger RNA from Aspergillus oryzae RIB40, 951 nucleotides. Its product is annotated as putative thiamine pyrophosphokinase. The record is from RefSeq and is a predicted model, not a curated record. Gene Ontology annotation, molecular function: 8-oxo-dGDP phosphatase activity. The coding region runs from base 1 to 951 and encodes 316 amino acids. The transcript is spliced from 2 exons. NCBI's taxonomy places the organism in Eukaryota, Fungi, Ascomycota, Eurotiomycetes, Eurotiales, Aspergillaceae.
AUGAAGACCUUAUUAGACGUUGUAAAGGAUUGCGACAACUUUCCCUACGCGGAAGAUCCAGAUUCAGCACAUGAGCAAGUACAGAGCUCACUAUGGAAAUUCUACCUGCCGGAGGAUCCCAGACCACACGGUCUCUUGAUUGAUGCCGUGGUAGAGGAUAUGCCAUGGACGGCAGACUUCCGGGUGAUCCCUACGCCUAAGAAAGAAGUGCACCUUAUUCGGCCGGAAGGCGCCAAUUGGCAAGAGAAAUGCGCUGAAAUCAUUGAGCGACAGGCUGAAAUUGCGCGCGAGAAAGGAGUGUUUCCUAAGUUCGGAAAAAAGAGGCACGAACAGUUCCCGAUUGUCGGUGCCAAGUUUCCUGUGGGUAUUGAUCGGAGUUUCUUCUCGUACCUUGGUAUCAUAGGUCGCGGGGUACAUAUGACAGCGUACACUCGGACAGAGUCCGGGUUGAAGUUCUGGAUUCCGCAGCGACAAUUUCACAAGGCCUACGGAGGUCUGCUGGAUAAUACCGUGGCUGGUGGUAUGGCCAUCGGAGAGCAGCCGUUAGAAUGUUUGAUUCGCGAGGCGUCGGAGGAGGCCGCAAUGCCUGAAGACCUGGUCAGGAAGAAUGUACGGGCUGCGGGUACUGUGAACUGGAUCACCAUCAGCGAUGAGCGAUCUGGUGGUCACCCGGGGCUCAUCAAUCCGGGAGUUCUCUAUGUGUAUGAUCUUGAAGUCGACUCAGAUAUGGUUUUCAAAGUGGUCGAUGAUGACGUAUACGCCUUCCAUCUGAUGGACACGGAUGAAGUGAAGGAGGCUAUGUUAAAUGGUAAAUUCAAACCGGCCAGUGCCAGUGUUCUCGUGGAUUUCUUCGUUCGACAUGGUCUUAUCACGGCCGAGGACGUGGAAGAUUAUCCAGAGAUUGUGUCCCGACUACAUCGGAAACUUCCUUUGGCAACCACUCCACAUUGA